AUGGCGGAUCCCUCUGAGCCAGAAAGACCUAUAGAUUGGAAAGAGCGCUGCAUGGCUCUGGAGGCUCAGCUCAUGAAAUUCCGAGUUCAAGCAAGCAAGAUCCGAGAGCUUCUAGCAGACAAAAUGCAACAGUUGGAGAGACAAGUUAUGGAUGCGGAACGCCAAGCGGAAAAGGCUUUUCAACAGGUACAAGUUAUGGAAGAGAAACUAAAAGCAGCCAAUGUUCAGACCAACGAGUCAGAGAUUCGGCUCUAUAAAAAGUGUCAAGACCUGGAGUGUGUAAUGCAGGAGAAGGAUGACAUCAUUCAGAGCUUGGAGCUGCGGCUUGAAGAGCAGAAACAAGUGAGAAUGCAAGAAGCUAAAAUAAUAGAAGAAAAAGCAGCUAAAAUCAAAGAAUGGGUGACAGUUAAGUUAAAUGAGCUGGAACUGGAGAAUCAGAAUCUUCGUUUCAUCAAUCAAAACCAAACUGAAGAGAUAAGAGCAAUACAGUCAAAAUUGCAAGAACUCCAAGGAAAAAAGGUGUCUUGUGUCUCCACACCAAAACUCUCAGAAGGGCAGCGCCUGAGUGAUUUGACGUUUGGAUGCUUCUUGUCCCGAGCAAAGAGUCCUCCUCACGUAGUAAGAUUCGAGGGAGUGAGCAAGACGGCAUCGAAAGACCUCGAGUUCACCGAAGAAAAAUGCGUAGAAGAGAUGGAAAUUGCAGAGAAGCCUGCUGAUAACCAAGUCCAAGAGAGCAACAGAAGCCAGGGAAAGUUGCAUGAGACUUCUCGCAGCUCAGAACAGAACCGGAAAACCAGAGCAAGCUUUGCGACAGAUGGUGCCACAUCCCAGAAUUCCGGGCUUCCAGGGAGUGACUGGAGUUCUGACGAGGAAGACAGAAGCAAGGGCAGAUCCAAGCCCAGGCGCACGUCCACUCUUUCCAGCCACACGUCUGAGGAGGGCCUCCAGUGUGGUGAAGCGUAUCUCACUGCAUCGGAUGACAGCAGUUCUAUUUUCGAAGAAGAGACUUUCGGCGUUAAUGGGCCAGAGCACAAGAAGCUAUAUUCUUGGCAGCAGAAGGCACCAUGGAAAGCUCAGAAUAGCCUUGCAAAGGGGAAUUCCCAGUCACGGAUAAAGGAGCAAGAUAGUUCCUCAGAUGAACUGAACAAGAAAUUUCAGUCCCAAACACUGGACUAUUCAUCCUCCUCAAGUGAGGCCAACACCCCAAGCCCUAUUUUAACCCCAGCGUUAACCCCCAAACACCCUAACUCACUGCUCCCUAGGAAAGGAACACAGUUAGUGCCUUCCCUGUACCUGCCACCCCCAAAGCUAAGGAUACCCAAUGUUUUCAGUAUAAGUGUGGCACUCACCAAAAGGCACCUGAGCCAGCCACAGUUGUGUUCGGACCGGAUGUUUGGCACGAACAGGAAUGCCAUAAGCAUGAUCCGACCACUGAGACCUCAGGAAACGGAUCUUGAUGUGGUUGAUGGAGACAGCUUGGAGGUUGUGGAGAGCAUGGACACGGGCUGCGACGAUGGGUUGUUUUCCUGUGACUCCCCAGAUGGUCCCUUUGCAGAUGACCAGGAAAACAGUGAUCCUGCAAAGAAGGCCUCAGGCAAACCGCCCACUCCUCCUUUGCACCGCUUUCCCUCUUGGGAAAGCAGAAUAUAUGCUGUAGCCAAGUCAGGCAUUCGAAUGUCUGAGGCCUUCAAUAUGGAGAAUGCUAAUAAAAAUUCUGCAAACAUACCUUCAUGCUCUUCAUCAGGCCUUUAUACGUCUCUGAUCUACAAGAAUAUGACAAUCCCAGUGUACACAACGUUAAAGGGGAAGGCGACGCAAAUAAGCUGCAGCCCUUUCCUGGAUGAUUCCUCUGGCUCCGAGGAGGAGGACAGCUCCAGGUCCAGCUCCCGGACUUCGGAGUCGGACACGCGCAGCCGCAGUGGGCCCAGCAGUCCCAGGGCCAUGAAGCGAGGCGUGUCUGACUUGUCCGUGGCUUCUGAAAGCGACUACGCCAUUCCUCCCGACGCCUAUUGCGUUGACGCUGAGUGCUCGCAGCCCGAGCAGAAACUCCCUAAAACCUGCUCAUCCUCCAGUGAAAACGGGAAAAAUGAGCCAUUAGAAAAAUCUGGCUAUCUGCUGAAAAUGAGCGGCAAAGUCAAGGCUUGGAAGCGGAGGUGGUUUGUUCUUAAAGGUGGCGAAUUGCUUUUCUACAAGUCUCCAAGUGAUGUAAUUCGGAAACCGCAGGGCCACAUUGAGCUCACAGCAUCCUGCAGUAUUUUAAGGGGCGCUAACAAGCAAACGGUUCAGCUUACCACAGAGAAACACACAUACUUUCUGACUGCUGAUUCUCCCAAUAUAUUGGAAGAGUGGAUUAAAGUGUUGCAGAAUGUUCUUCGAGUGCAAGCUGCUAACCCUCUUUGCCUGCAGCCUGAGGGCAAACCAACAGCAAAGGGAUUGCUCAACAAGGUGAAACACGGCUACUCCAAGAGGGUCUGGUGUAUGCUUGUUGGAAAGAUCUUGUAUUAUUUUCGUAGUCAAGAGGAUAAGUUUCCUCUAGGUCAGAUCAAACUGUGGGAGGCGAAGGUGGAGGAGGUGGACAGGUCCUGUGACUCCGAUGAAGAUUAUGAAGCCAGCGGACGCUGUCUGUUAUCCACUCACUACACCAUCGUUAUCCACCCCAAAGACCAAGGCCCAACUUACCUGCUGAUCGGAUCCAAGCACGAAAAGGACACUUGGCUCUAUCAUCUCACCGUUGCGGCCGGAAGUAACAAUGUAAAUGUCGGAUCCGAGUUUGAACAGCUGGUUUGCAAACUGCUCAACGCAGAGGGAGAGCCGUCUUCCCAGAUAUGGAGACAUCCUAUGCUGUGUCACAGCAAAGAAGGGAUCCUGUCCCCUCUGACCACACUGCCUUCGGAAGCUCUGCAGACAGAGGCCAUUAAGUUAUUUAAGACAUGCCAGCUUUUUAUAAACGCUGCGGUCGACUCCCCCGCCAUUGACUACCACAUUUCUCUAGCCCAGAGCGCUUUACAGGUCUGCCUGACACAUCCUGAGCUGCAGAAUGAAAUUUGCUGUCAGCUUAUUAAGCAGACAAGACGCAGACAGCCGCAGAACCAGUCAGGACCAUUGCAGGGCUGGCAGCUCUUGGCCCUCUGCGUGGGUCUCUUCCUUCCCCACCACCCUUUCCUGUGGCUCCUCCAGCUCCAUCUGAAAAGGAAUGCCGAUUCCAGGACAGAAUUUGGGAAAUAUGCCAUUUACUGCCAGCGAUGUGUGGAAAGAACUCAACAAAAUGGAGACCGAGAGGCCAGACCCUCAAGAAUGGAAAUCCUUUCCACCCUUCUUCGAAACCCUUACCACCACUCGCUGCCCUUCAGCAUACCGGUGCACUUCAUGAAUGGGAUCUACCAGGUAGUCGGGUUUGAUGCGUCCACCACAGUGGAAGAAUUUUUGAACACUUUGAACCAGGACACGGGAAUGAGGAAGCCAGCACAGUCUGGAUUCGCGCUGUUCACCGAUGACCCUUCUGGCAGAGACCUUGAACACUGUCUUCAGGGGAACAUCAAGAUCUGUGACAUUAUUUCUAAAUGGGAGCAGGCGUCCAAAGAACAGCAUCCCGGGAAAUGUGAGGGCACAAGAACUGUUCGGCUGACUUACAAAAACAGACUAUAUUUCUCAAUGCAAGUUCAUGGAGAGACUGAUAGAGAGAAGCUGCUGCUGCUGUAUCAGACAAAUGAUCAAAUCAUAAACGGCCUUUUCCCUCUGAACAAAGAUCUGGCACUAGAAAUGGCAGCACUUUUAGCCCAGGUGGAGAUUGGGGAUUUUGAAAGACCUUUCUCGACUCCAUCCAGGCAGCUGACUGACCAGUGCAAAACAAAUCAAACCCUCAAACAAGUCAUAGAGAAAUUUUACCCUAAAAGGUACAGAGAAGGCUGUUCUGAAGAACAGUUAAGGCAGCUUUACCAGAGACUCUCCACCAGAUGGAUGGCCCUCCGGGGACACAGUGCGGCUGAUUGCAUGCGCAUUUAUUUGACAGUGGCCAGGAAGUGGCCAUUCUUUGGUGCCAAGUUGUUCUUCGCAAAACCCAUAACAGCGUCAUCAUUUGGCAAUACUUUUGUGUGGCUGGCUGUCCAUGAAAAUGGAUUGAGCAUCCUAGAAUACAUCUCCAUGAGGUUAGUGGUCAGCUAUGUAUACAAGAGUCUGAUGACCUUUGGAGGCUAUCAAGAUGAUUUUAUGGUAGUCAUUAAUACUCAUUCAAAAGACCAACCAACAGAGAAGUUACUUUUUGCCAUGGCAAAGCCCAAGAUUCUUGAAAUCACCCUUCUGAUCGCCAGUUACAUCAACAACUUCUACCAGCAAAAGACGGCGCUCCACCACCUCUCUGCCCCGGCGCUGCUCUCAGCCAGGACCGAGGCACCCCAAGCCAGGGUCCUGGGGAGACAGCCUCUUCUCGCAAACAGCAGACCCACCAAAGGCCCUACUUUACUCUGAAAGCUCCUGAGCCUGAACCUUCACUCCUCGUUCUCCACUACGCAAGGCUGCCUCUGCUGCCAACAAUGUUUACACCCUGCCGACAUGGCGCUCACACCAGCACUCCAGACUCAGCAGUAACGGCUCACUCUCUAAGAAUCUGAGAGAGGGUUGGAAUAUUUAGAUAACAAUAAAACAUAAACAGAAACUGUGCCAGCAGCUCACUGUGUCUUAGACAAGGUAGGUUAGAAUUUGUUUCUCCCCCACCAACACCCCCAAUCUCCCUUCUUGGCCCGCAGACGUUGGGCAACAAGGCUUCUCAUUUUGCUUUUAAAUGUCCUGGCAAUCUUUUGAAAGGGUGAUUCCAAACUCUCAUUUGGUAAACCAGUUGACUAUCCGGAAAGGCUCACUGCCAAAGAAU
Molecule: messenger RNA, 4864 nt
Organism: Psammomys obesus (fat sand rat)
Lineage: Eukaryota; Metazoa; Chordata; Mammalia; Rodentia; Muridae
Gene: Plekhh2
Product: pleckstrin homology, MyTH4 and FERM domain containing H2
Exons: 29
Coding region: 1-4464 (1487 amino acids)
Biological process (GO): negative regulation of actin filament depolymerization
Cellular component (GO): cytoplasm; cytoskeleton
Molecular function (GO): actin binding
Source: RefSeq, a predicted model, not a curated record